This is a messenger RNA of Planococcus citri (citrus mealybug), 1158 nucleotides long. RefSeq lists its product as uncharacterized. Gene Ontology annotation, molecular function: ubiquitin protein ligase activity. NCBI's taxonomy places the organism in Eukaryota, Metazoa, Arthropoda, Insecta, Hemiptera, Pseudococcidae. The record is from RefSeq and is a predicted model, not a curated record. The transcript has 3 exons. Gene Ontology annotation, biological process: ubiquitin-dependent protein catabolic process; protein polyubiquitination. Bases 292 to 843 code for a protein of 183 amino acids.
UCGAAUAGCUUUCGGCUUAGGUAAUUGGGGAGACAAAUAAAUUCGGUAAUACAUUGUAUUUGUAUGUUAUCUGCGAAACAGCUGAUUAUUACAGCAUCGUUUCGUUAACACCACUCAUUCAUUUUAUCUGUAUUAUUCUACGUAUCGGUACGUUCAGCUCCUAUUAUCAUUACUUUCGGUGGUCGUCGAUGCAAGUUUGAAGUUUUAUUUGAUUCUGUCUUUGUGUCGUGUGUCUGGUUGUGCGUUCGUCUUUCGUUAUAAAUUACGUGAUUUCGAUAAACAUUUUCCUAAAUGAGUGCCAAUAUAAAUUACAAUUCUAUCGGGAAAGCGUUCAGGCCUUGGAACGUCCAUAAGAUUCUGGAUCGUAAACUCGUAUCUGGCCGAGUACGGUAUCUCGUUAAAUGGAAGAGCACUUUUGCUCAAGUAAACACGUGGGAAACUGGCGAAAGUUUUUCUGAUCAGACCGUCAUCAAAAAUUUUGAGUCGCAGUGGCAAAAGAACAGGAGAGUACAAGCUCGUCGUCCUGUAGUUGUCCGUCAAAAAACAGGUAGUACUUCCAGGAGACACUCGUUAACUGUCCGAAAACGAAUAAUCGACGUUAAAAUCAAAAAUUUCAAAGAUCUCAUGAAAACUGAAUUCCGAUGUUGCAUUUGUUUUGGUGUAUAUAAAAAUCCAUGUGUCACCGAAUGCGAGCACAUAUUCUGCGAUACAUGUAUCGAAACGUGGAAAAAUGAACGCGGAACGUGUCCAGUGUGUAGAGCGGUACUAUCCAGAUCGGAGAAAAAAUUAAUUAGAUUGGAUAAUUUUAUAAAAAACGUAACUAAAAUUAUUAAAAAAGUCUGAAAGACGAUAAAAAUGUAAAUUUUAAAGUUCUACAUACCUAUGUGUACUUUCGAUUGAUUUUCAAUGUUCGUUUUUCCCAUUUCAUUGCAUUAUUAUAUCAUGAUUGUGAUCCUUUGCUAUUAUUUAUAUUUUGAUGAUUUUAUUUUUGUGAUACCUAAUUUUAAAUAACCUUCGAAAUAAGUGAAAAAGAUUGAGUGAUUUUGUAUGUAAAAUGUUGAUUAGUUUAAUUUUGAAUGAACGAUGUAAUUUACAAUUUUUUUGUGUUAAGUAAUUUAAUUUAAGUAGGCACUUUGCAAGUUGAUAAAUGAUUAUUGC